AUGGGUAUCCUCACUCUUCACGAAGACAGGCCAACCCCUAAAUCGGUCUACAAUUGGCGAGUCUACGUGCUUGCAACAAUUGCAUCAUGUGGUUCCAACAUGAUCGGUUACACCAGUGCCUUCAUCGGUACGACAAUUACGUUGGAUUCCUUUGAGAAGGAGUUCGGCCUCGACAAGAUGUCCGAUGACCACGUGGACUUGAUCAGCGAGAACAUUGUGUCGCUUUUCAUCGCUGGUGCUUUCUUCGGUGCACUUCUUACCUACGGAGUCAGUCAUUUCCUGGGACGCAAGUGGAGUUUGGUGCUUGCUUCUGGAUUGUUUGCUCUGGGAUCCGGUCUGUCUUGUGGUGCCAAUGGCUCCCGCGGUCUGGGAAUCAUGUAUGCUGGUCGUGUCCUGACUGGACUUGGUACCGGUGUUGCCUCCAAUGUUAUUCCAAUCUAUCUGUCCGAAUUGGCACCUCCUGCUAUUCGAGGACGACUUGUUGGUCUCUACGAACUUGGCUGGCAAAUCGGUGGUAUGGUUGGAUUCUGGAUCAACUACGGUGUUGAGCAACACAUGGGUCCGACCCACGAGCAAUGGAUCAUCCCAUUUGCCAUUCAGUUGGUUCCCUCCGGUAUGCUUUUCAUGGGUGCUCUGUGGAUGAAGGAAUCCCCCCGUUGGCUCUUCCUCAAGGGACGCCGCACACAAGCGAUGAACAACCUUACUUGGAUUCGUCAAUUGGAUGAAGGCGAUAUCUACAUUACUGAAGAGGUGGCAGCCAUUGACCAGGCCCUUGAGGAGCAGAGAACCACCGUUGGACUCGGCUUCUGGAAGCCCUUCCAGGCUGUUGCCAAGCAGCCCGCCACUCUCUACCGUCUCUUUCUGGGCUGCAUGCUCUUCUUCUGGCAGAACGGAUCUGGUAUCAACGCUAUCAACUACUACAGCCCUACCAUCUUCUCUAGCAUUGGUGUCGACAAUGCCACUGUCAGUUUGACGACUGGUGUCUUCGGUGUCGUCAAGGCUUUCAUGACCAUUAUUUGGCUCUUAUUCCUGGUUGACCAGUUCGGACGACGAAAGCUUUUGCUCGUUGGUGCCAUCACUGGAUCCAUCUGUAUGUGGAUUAUCGGAGCGUACAUCUGCGCCGUCGAGCCCGAGAAACACCCCAAGGACCAUCUGGACAGCGGCGGUAUUGCUGCCAUCUUCUUCUUCUACCUUUGGACUGCCGUGUACACCCCUACUUGGAACGGUACCCCAUGGGUCAUCAACUCGGAAUUUUUCAAUCCAAACAUUCGUUCUCUCGCGCAGGCUGCGACGACUGCUUCUAAUUGGUUAUUUAAUUUCCUGAUUAGUCGCUUUACGAAGCAGAUGUUCGCAGCGAUGUCCUACGGUGUCUACUUCUUCUUCGCGGCCCUGUCAUUCCUCGCGUUCUUCUUUGCCUUCUUCCUCAUCCCCGAGACAAGCGGUAUCCCUCUGGAAGUCGUCGACCAGCUCUUCGAAGCCAAGCCCAUCUGGCGCGCAAACGAGAUUCUCAAGGCCCGCCUCAAGGAAGAAGAAGAACAAUUCCGCUACGAAGUCAAGGGCGGUGCCUUUGACAAGCACGAAGGCCAGGAGCACGUCGAGAACCAGAACACGAAUAGCGACGUAUAG
Molecule: messenger RNA, 1626 nt
Organism: Aspergillus wentii DTO 134E9
Lineage: Eukaryota; Fungi; Ascomycota; Eurotiomycetes; Eurotiales; Aspergillaceae
Product: sugar porter family MFS transporter
Exons: 3
Coding region: 1-1626 (541 amino acids)
Biological process (GO): carbohydrate transport; transmembrane transport
Cellular component (GO): membrane
Molecular function (GO): carbohydrate:proton symporter activity
Source: RefSeq, a predicted model, not a curated record